UUUUGACAACAAAUGUAGCAGACGACUGUUGUGAAUGGCAAGAUCUUUAUUAUACCUGGAAAACAUGAAGCGAAGUUUAAGUCUGAAGCAUGUAAUAUAUAGUUGUAGAAACCUUUGUUCUAAAAAGAUCAAGGAAAUGAAACCAACGGCAGGGAUUGUGAUAAUUGGAGAUGAAGUCUUGAAGGGCCAAACAUUGGAUACAAAUUCACAUUUUAUAGCAAAAAAGCUGUUUGAUAUUGGAGUAAAGGUGAAAAAGAUUUUGGUUGUUGGAGAUGAUAUAGAUGCAGUAGCAAAUGAAAUAAAGGCACUAUCUGGUGAGUUUACAUAUGUUAUAACAACGGGAGGCAUUGGACCAACACAUGACGAUAUUACAUUUGAAGCAAUUGCAAAAGCAUUUAGUGAAACAACCUAUCCACAUCCAAAGUUAAUUGACAUUUGCAAAAAAUUUUUCAAAACAAGUGAUGAUACAGCUCCUGGAAUGAAGUUAGCGCAUGUACCUAAGUCAGCAAAGCUGAAUUUUGGCUUUGAUGAGUUACGUGGACGUCACACACUCUAUCCUUGUGUGUCUGUGAACAAUGUCUACAUUUUCCCAGGCGUACCAGAACUGUUGGAGAGGCUGUUUACAAUUCUUUACAAGGAUCUGUUUGGUAGUAAAAACAAACAUGCACAUGUGAAAGAACUCUACCUGUCAGCAAAUGAGGUUGCUGUGACCGAGAAACUUAAUCAAGCUGUGAAAUUAUUUCCAAUGGUAUCUUUUGGCUCAUAUCCAAAAUUUUAUCACAGCUAUUACAGUUUACUAGUUACUGUGGAAUCUGACGUAGAAAAGGAUGCUGAGGAGGCUUACAAUAUGCUGAAGUCAUUAUUGGGAGAAGAUAUUAUAGUACCCUAUGACAAGUGCCCACUGGAUGAAACAUAUAGAAAAAUAGAACAAGCAGUGGCCCGUGGAGACAUGGCAACAGUGCGAGAAGCGUUCCGUUAUGUAACAUCAUUAUGUCAAAAGUACAAGCCAGAAGAAGUGUGUCUUUACCUUGAUGGAAGCAAAGCAGCAACUGCACUUCUCCAUAUGCUGUAUGCUUGUAUGAAGGAAGCUCAUUUUGCUGCAAGAGUUGAAGCUAUUUAUGCAGAAGGUGAAAAGUCCAAUGUGGAAGUGAUGAAAUUUAUUAGGGAAUCAGCAAAGAGGUAUGAUGCCAACUUUCAAGUUCUUAAUGGAGAUUUUAACAAGGCCAUGAAAUCACACAUAUCAAAACAUAAAGGACUGAAAAUUCUAGUUGUUGGUUAUUCUCUUGAAGAUGACAUGCAGUACCCAAGGGCAUCAUUUGAAAGUCUACAUGGAAUUGACAUAUCUGCUCCAUUACAAUCAUGUACAUCAUCAGAAAUAUGGAGCUUCAUCCGAUCGUUGUACAUACCAUACUGUGGACUUUAUGACAGAGGGUAUCCCACCGUUAGAAGCAUGAUGGAAGAAGUUCAUCUUACAUCCCAGGAACCUGAAAGAAGUCAUAAUGACGGCAAGAAUAUUCAUCAGUACAAACCUACGAAAACAUCUUUGGAACCAUGAGCUCCACAAAAAUGAACAGUUAGCACUUUAGAAAUUGAGCAUUAGACUUAUGUAACAAAAAUUGUAUAUAUUUCUUCCAUACCAUUUAUUGUUUGAUGUAUUGACUAUUGUUUCUAAAUAAUAAAUAGAUUUUACAUAAGCUGUCCAUUAAUAAGGAAAAUCUUAUCUUUUCUGGACAUAAUGCUGACAAAAAAUGGGACAGUAAUAUAUUUCUGUUACUCAAUAUGAAAAAAAAGUCAGCCAAAUUUUAUACGUGGGCAGAAAUGUUAGUAGCAGCUGUCGUGGUGUGUAAUGUUAGUAUUUUUAAUUUGUUGCUUCAUGUGUAUUUUGUACAGGAUUAUGUCAGAUUUGGAUGGACUCAAUGAACAAUUGUUUUCUAUUUCAGUAGAUGAUAUACCACAGCUAUUAACUCUCUGAGGAGCAUCUUGGAAAUUCUAACUUAAGUGAAGUACAAAUCGACUGCAUAAAAUGUGGUUCUAAUGAUAGUUUUCUCUGACAAUUUUUGAUUGUAACUGAUGUAAAUACAACCAAAGAACAAAGAUAUUUUAACAAAGAUAAAUACAUGUACUUUUUCUUCUGCAGCAAAAAUUCUCAAACUGGCACUGUUCCAUGGGACUGUUAAUGUGUGUUUUCAGAAUAAGUGGACAUGAACUUUUCAGUGAGAGAAAAUAAUGAAAAACAGUUUGAAUUCCAAUGAUGCAGGAUGAUUUAAGAAUAGACCAGAUGGAAGAUAAUUUUCUUCUGAUACACUAGUAAAUUAAGGGUGUCACAUGAGAACUAUUUUCUGUUCCUUAUAGAUUAAAUCGAAGGUACUUAUUUUACUGUAGUGAAGGUGUUGUUGAUACUGUGAUGCCAAAUCCUGACCUCUGCAUUCUAAAGUAAAAUUAUUCAUGUUAUUUUAAAAUUAUUCAUCAUUUUUACCUAUUGUGGCAUUCAAAUAACUAGAAAGUUUAGAAUACAAACUUAUUAUACAUGUUCAAAUGACUUAAGAUGCAUUAUCUGUGUAUCUUUGUAAGUUCUGUAAUACAUUUUUGCAUAUUA
This is a messenger RNA of Schistocerca piceifrons (Central American locust), 2596 nucleotides long. RefSeq names its product FAD synthase-like. The transcript is spliced from 12 exons. The record is from RefSeq and is a predicted model, not a curated record. Gene Ontology annotation, molecular function: catalytic activity. NCBI's taxonomy places the organism in Eukaryota, Metazoa, Arthropoda, Insecta, Orthoptera, Acrididae. The coding region runs from base 35 to 1555 and encodes 506 amino acids.